GAUAUCAGAUCAACCUGAGACCUUCUGCUUACUGACAAACACCAUGAAGAUCUUCGUCUUUCUCUGCUUCGCUCUGAGUUUCAUGGAUCUGUGUCUCUGUGGAGAUCCAAUAAACAUCACAGCAGAAUCAGGAGAGAACGUCACUCUGAUAUGUAGAGCUGACAGGAACGGAAAAGUUUUAGCUGUAAAGCUGAUCAGAGACGACCUGAAACCACGAUAUGUAUUUCUCUACAGGGAUGAGCAGAUUGAUGUAAAUCUCCAGAACCCUCAGUAUUUGGGCCGAACAGAACUCCUCAGCCAUUACAUCACUGAUAGAAACGUCAAUGUGACUAUAACCAAUGUGACAGAGAAAGACAGUGCAGUGUAUGAAUGCCGUGUUCAGACUGAAAUAAAUGGAUCAAAAAGCAACUCAGAAAGCACCUUCAUCCACCUUCAUGUAGCUGCUGCUCCUGCUGCUCCUCCAGGAACCAUGGAUGGAAACAGAGGAGAAGGAGGGAAUGAAGAUGGAGUCAGUCGAGGUCAUGUUGGCCUGAUGGUCUUUGCUGUUCUUGCUCUAGUUUCUCUCAUUGUUUUCAUGGUGAUGAUCAAAGUUAUCAGGAGGAAGAAGAUCAAUACUCCUUCUCCCCCUGAUGAUGCAGAGACACCUCAGCUGAUCUGACUGAAAGUUGAUGUUUCAGGAUCAUCAGUCAAAGCAGAGACAUUGUCUUUAGUCAAUAAGAACAUGGAAAUAUCAGGUUUUAUUAAAUAUAAAUGUGACAAAAACAAUGAAGAUCAAUAACUUGCACAGUUCUUUUCCACAGCUGCAUAAGGACCAGACCGUCUUGCCUCUUGUUUUCCGUCCUAAUCAUUGUAUAAAAACUUACAUAUUGUAAAUCUGGGAGAUCUUAUUGAGCUGGGUUAGACUUGAAUCCAGACCAGCUUGAUUUUCUUAUGAGCUCUCAUGAUUGUGCACAAUGCAUCAAUAAACCUGAUUGAUUGGUUCUACCUGAA
Messenger RNA from Poeciliopsis prolifica (blackstripe livebearer), 990 nucleotides. RefSeq names its product butyrophilin subfamily 2 member A1-like. NCBI's taxonomy places the organism in Eukaryota, Metazoa, Chordata, Actinopteri, Cyprinodontiformes, Poeciliidae. The record is from RefSeq and is a predicted model, not a curated record. Gene Ontology annotation, biological process: T cell costimulation; cell surface receptor signaling pathway; cellular response to lipopolysaccharide. Gene Ontology annotation, cellular component: external side of plasma membrane. The transcript has 3 exons. Bases 44 to 658 code for a protein of 204 amino acids.